AUGCUUCGAUCUCGCAAUCUCCUCGCCCUCUGCGGCAUCAUCCUUUCUCUCUCCAACAAAAUCCUCGCGGGCUUCGACCCCAUCGCCUCAAACAAUAUCGCCGUCUACUGGGGCCAAAACUCCAUCUCCCUCACCUUGGGCGGCCAGCAACGCCUCUCCUACUACUGCGCCAACACCCCCAUCAACAUCAUCCCCCUCGCCUUCCUCUACACGAUCAAGACCCCCUCCACGACAAUCAACUUUGCCAACGCGGGCGACAAUUGCACCCUCUUCUCCGGUAGCCAGCUCCUCUCCUGCCCUCAGCUCGAAGAAGACAUCCAAACCUGCCAGACGGCCCACAACAAAUCUAUACUCUUGUCUAUCGGGGGAGCAACCUACACCGAAGGGGGUUUUUCCUCCCCUGCCGAGGCGGUCCAGAUGGCGGGGGCGGUAUGGGAGAUGUUUGGACCGAAGAAGGAGGGGUCAAAGGUGGAGAGACCGUUUGGGGAUGCGGUGGUGGAUGGGUUUGAUAUUGACUUGGAGGCUGUGGCGGUGAAUAUGGUUGAUUUUGUGGGGGAGUUGAGGAGGUUGAUGGAUGCGGAUGGUGGGAAGAAAAAGUUUUACAUGAGUGGUGCGCCGCAGUGCCCGUUUCCUGAUGCGGCGAUGGGGGGGUUGAUGGAUGGGGUGGGGUUUGAUUUUGUGAUGGUGCAGUUUUAUAAUAAUUGGUGUGGGGUUGAUAGUUGGAAGGCUUCUGGGGGUGGUGAUGGGAAGGGUGAGAGCCAGUUCAACUUUGAGAGGUGGGAUAGAUGGGCUAGGGAGGAGAGUAAGAAUAAGGGGGUGAAGGUUUUGUUGGGUGUGCCGGGGAGUCAGGCGGCGGGGAGGGGGUAUGUGAAUGGGGAGGUGUUGAAGGGGGUGGUGGAGUAUGUGAAGGGGUUUGAGAGUUUUGGGGGGGUGAUGAUGUGGUAG
Messenger RNA from Podospora pseudocomata, 945 nucleotides. Its product is annotated as Chitinase 2. Gene Ontology annotation, biological process: carbohydrate metabolic process. Gene Ontology annotation, cellular component: extracellular region. The record is from RefSeq and is a predicted model, not a curated record. The coding region runs from base 1 to 945 and encodes 314 amino acids. Gene Ontology annotation, molecular function: chitinase activity. The transcript has 2 exons. Lineage: Eukaryota; Fungi; Ascomycota; Sordariomycetes; Sordariales; Podosporaceae.